Messenger RNA from Anopheles merus, 2250 nucleotides. RefSeq names its product zinc finger protein 501-like. The record is from RefSeq and is a predicted model, not a curated record. Gene Ontology annotation, cellular component: nucleus. Gene Ontology annotation, biological process: regulation of DNA-templated transcription. Gene Ontology annotation, molecular function: RNA polymerase II cis-regulatory region sequence-specific DNA binding; DNA-binding transcription factor activity, RNA polymerase II-specific; zinc ion binding. The transcript has 5 exons. Bases 381 to 1757 code for a protein of 458 amino acids. NCBI's taxonomy places the organism in Eukaryota, Metazoa, Arthropoda, Insecta, Diptera, Culicidae.
UGCUGCUGGCUACUACGUGAUCCAGCUGAUCCUUAAAUGAAAGUUUUGUAUCGAGCAAAACACCUAGAUCCUUAACACAUUGUUUUCGCGCCAAGGACUUUAUUGAAUACCCCUGACAUUAUUUAGAUGUUGCCAUGUAACCGGGAAAAAUUAACUACCAAUCAAAAUGACACACACAAAAAGUUAUUUGUUAUAACGGCCAAAACAGUCAAGCCAGUUAUACCAGUUUUAAAUCUUUGACAACGCGCACUUAAUUACACGCCGCACACUGUACUUACACUGUUUGCAAUGCACAAACGUCAAACAUGUUUUCCAAUCCGCCACCAAAACAGUAAACAACUCAGGUGCAGUUGGAAAAUUUUAGUUUUACCACCGUAAAAAUGAAAUUUUCAUGUGCAAUUUGUGCGGAAGUGUACAAUUUAACGCACUUUAAGAAGCUGCUAGAUGUGGCGGAAAUAUUUUCCCAGCUCACAUCGCUGGAGGUGUCCUCGUUAAACGAGGUAGAGCAGUUGAGAGUUUGUGAAAUUUGUCACCAGAAAUUGAUCGAUUUUCAUAGCUUCCGUUCGCUGUGCGUUGCUGCCCACACCAAACUCUCGCAGGACCAUGAAGAGCUAUCCAAACUAUGCAUCGUGAAGCUCGAUGAGGCGGAAUUUCCAACCGACUGCCCAGGGGAAGAUGGUACUGACGUAUUGGCGGAUAAUGACGCCUCCUUCGAGGAACCAUCGCUCGUAAUUGAACCCAUUACCAGCGUCGUUGUGAAGGAGGAACCAGAUGCACACGAAUACGACGAGGAACGGCCCCAGGACACAGCGAGCGAGGAAGAAUUCGUCCCACCGGAGCCGAAAAGAAGGGGAAGAAAAAAGUUGGUCACCAAAGAGAAGAGUGCUCCGGUAACACGCCGGGUCGAGCUGGCGUGCCAUUUGUGCGACGAUAAGUUCCGCACCCAGAACCGGCUCGACGGGCAUCUACGGAUGCACCAGGGACUCAAACCGGCACUGUGCAAAGAGUGCGGCAAAGAGUUUGCCGGCUGGCGGAGCUUGCGGCGCCACAUGAAGGAGAAGCACCUGAAGCUGGACAUUGGAUACUUUCCGUGCGAUUACGAGGGCUGCACCUACUCGUACACCACCCGGAAGGUGCUGCUGCAGCAUAAGAAGAAGCACGAACCGGGCUGGGUGAAACCGGUGCCGAAGAAGUGUGUCUGCGAAACGUGCGGCAAAACGUUUUCCUCCAAUGGUUCGCUGAAGAAACAUACACUCAUCCACACGGGAGAGCUACAGUUCCGGUGCGAAAUCUGCGACAAGCGGUACUGCACCGCGUACAAGCUGAAGGUGCACGUGAUGCGCCACCAGGGCAUCAAGAACUACGAGUGUACCUACUGCGGGCAGAAGAAAACCACCCCGGACGAGCUGAAGCGGCACAUGAACUUCCACACCAAGGAGAAGGUGCUGAACUGUGACCUGUGCGGGCAGGUGUUUCUCUCGUCUGGCAAUUAUUCGCGACACCUGAAGAUUGUGCACUGCGGGAUAAAGAACUUUAAGUGCCCACACUGUGAGCGUAGCUUCGGGAAGGCGGAAACGCUCAAAAACCACAUCAUGACGCACACGGGCGAAAAGCCGUACGAGUGUGCGAUCUGCUCGAAGCGCUUCAUCCAGCAGUGCGCACUGAAAACGCACCUCAAAACGCACGACAAGCGAAAGAAAGAGCCAAAGCAGAGUAGUAGUAGUAGUAGUAGUAGUAGCGCAGCGGAGGUGCAGUAGGCCGCGAGAAGCGCGCCAACAGUUAAGUUAAUUUAAGUUACGUUAACAUUUAAGGCAGGCAGAACUGGAAGUAUUUCACGUAAUGUUAGCACAGAACAGAACUAGGGGUAGGUGGUUUUACGCUUUUUCGUGUGACACUUUAUUAACCACAGAAACAAUUUAAUACAUUGAUAAAUGCAUCUUUGUGUGUGUGUUUUGUCUUGUACGCAUGCAGGAAGAAAUCUUGGGACGGUGAAGACUUUCCAGUAAUCUAGCGUCUACUCGUAACAGUUUCGGGAGGUUUUUUUUCUCCACCCCGAUCUUACAUAAACACGCACACAUACGAUUUACAGGAUGACUACAUGGAAAACGGCUCGAUUCAACAAACAUUUCACGCUACGAAACUAACACCGAAAACUGAGCGAACUUUUGUUGCGGUUUGAUUCGCAAGCAUGUUGCGUUAAACUUCUUGUACAUGUAUAUGCAAAAAAACAAAAAAACAGAGAGCUCUUGA